Messenger RNA from Trichoplusia ni (cabbage looper), 2233 nucleotides. RefSeq names its product dnaJ homolog subfamily A member 2-like (gene DnaJ-1). The coding region runs from base 115 to 1326 and encodes 403 amino acids. NCBI's taxonomy places the organism in Eukaryota, Metazoa, Arthropoda, Insecta, Lepidoptera, Noctuidae. The transcript has 2 exons. Gene Ontology annotation, cellular component: cytoplasm; cytosol. The record is from RefSeq and is a predicted model, not a curated record. Gene Ontology annotation, biological process: protein refolding; response to heat. Gene Ontology annotation, molecular function: ATP binding; Hsp70 protein binding.
GUAGUAGGAUGAAUGUAGUACGACCUUUGUGCUUGAAAAAUUAAAAUCCUUUUCUAGUGUACAUUAAUCACAGCUUAGCUCCUCAUUCUUUCUUUCCUUUAAAUCUUGGGAAAAAUGGCUGAUAAUAAAUUAUACGAGGUUUUGGGAGUUACUAGAAGUGCAAGUGAUUCCGAAAUUAAACGAAGCUAUCAUAAAUUAGCUAAAGAAUUCCAUCCUGAUAAAAAUCCUGCUGCGGGAGACAAAUUUAAAGAAAUUAGCUAUGCGUAUGAAGUUUUAUCGGAUACGAAGAAAAGACAAGUUUACGACAAAUAUGGGCUGAAAGGUUUACAAGAGGGUGGUCAAGGUGGUGGAUUUCCUCCCGACGAUCUUUUUGGUCAAUUUUUCGGUGACAUAUUCGGUAUGGGAGGUGGCAGCAGAGGCCGAGUACCCAGAAGUGACGAUACGAUGCAUCCUCUGAAAGUAACCCUCGAGGAUAUGUAUAUGGGGAAGACUACCAAGUUACAGCUAAGCAAAAAUGUGAUUUGUGGGCCUUGUAAAGGUAUUGGUGGCAAGCCUGGAUCUGUUGUCACCUGCAAGGACUGCCAUGGACGGGGGCUCAAAGUUUCCUAUCAGCAGAUAGCACCACAUAUGACUCGACAAUUCCAAUCUCGCUGCCCUACCUGUCAUGGUCAGGGUGAAACUAUUAAUGACAAAGAUAAGUGCCCUAAGUGCAAAGGUAAGAAAGUCUUAAAUGAAACUAAAAUUCUGGAAGUGCAUGUUGAGAAAGGAAUGCGAGACAAUCAGAAAAUUUACUUCAGGGGAGAAGGUGAUCAGCAGCCUGACACUCAACCAGGGGAUGUGAUUAUUGUGUUGCAACAGAAGCCCCAUGAUAUAUUCCAGAGAACUGGUGAUGAUCUUCUGAUUAGACAUAAGAUCACACUGACUGAGGCUCUGUGUGGGUUUGAGUUCAUUAUUAAACAUUUAGACGGCCGAGACUUACUUGUGAGACAUGCACCAGGUGAAGUGAUCAAACCUGGAGACCUGAAAGGCAUACAAGGUGAGGGAAUGCCUCUAUACAAAAACCCGUUUGAGAAAGGAAACCUUUACAUUAAGUUUGAUGUUGCUUUCCCUGACAACAACUUUGCUACUGAAGAGCAGCUGAAACAAAUUGAAACUGCAUUGCCGCCCCGCCCUGCUUUUGUGAUGCCAACUGGUGAAGAUGUUGAAGAGGUGAAUCUGAUGGAGUACACUGCCUCUGAGCGUGGCAGUAGACGAGAAGAGGCCUAUGCCAGUGAUGAGGAUGAGCACAUGCAUGCAGGGCCAGGUGUGCAAUGCGCACACCAGUAGUUCAAUUGUCCACAUUUAUGGAUUUCUACUCAAACCUCACACUAUAUAAUUUUAUCAUAGGUUAUAUUAUGUAAAUUAAACUAAGUAGGUAUACACUAUACUGUUAUACUUAGUUCACAGAAUGCUAGAAUUAUUUGACUAUUGUUGUGUGCAGUGUAUUGACAUACUUGGGAGUAACUAUUUCCUAUGCCUUACUAAAUUUGUUGCUAAAUUCUUCAAGUUUUAAGCUGAGUCACCAUGGUUGAUAUUGUGGAUCCUAACCAACAUUGUAGUAAAGAUAGCACAGUUAUGUCAUAAAAAUUUACUGUAGAAGUUUUAAGAUACCAAUUUGAAAAUAAUGUAGGAUAAUUAAAGUUCCGUUUUUGAGUAAAAACCUGCCUGUGAUACCUCAUAGGUCUAAUUGCUGUAUCAUUUCUAGGUGGUGUUCAAAUUGUGUUGUUUAUAAUUUUUCAAUAUGAGCUAAGUAUGUUUCUGUUCUAGGUGCAGUUUGAGUUACACUUGUCUCUAAACUGUACUAGUCAACAUGAAUUUGGCACUAGUAUAGUAUUAAUCCACUAAUGGGUUAUUGGAUUCCAUAAAAUAUAUGUAUUAUAUGAAAAAUAAAAUUUAGUAAUACCAUUAAAAUAUUUUAAUUAUUUAUUUCAAUAAUUAGCACUUAUUUACAUACAACUGGUUAACUACAAAUGUAUCUGUUCCAUUUCCAUACAUUCUAAAAACAACUUAACAAAAUCAUGUUGCUAAACACAGCAAAAUAUUUUUAGAUAGUUAUAAUUUUUAUUUUCAGAAUAGAAUUAGUACUUGUGGUGGGGGAGAGUUAUUGACUUCUGUAUAUUCUGAAAAGUUUGCUUUUAGCAAAAUAAAGCUCUGCAAUACUUGUGAAAGUUUUGUAAAAGUUUUUAUUUACAAA